UACCGAACUUACCAUGUUUUUAACUUCUCCGAAUUCCAGCCGCGAAAUAACGUCGCGUUAUCUCGAUUUUUACUCUAGAAGAAUCGAACAAGUUAUUCAAGCGGUCUAAAUUUUAAUUAAGCUUUACGUUAGACAAAGAUGUCAAAAUCUGAUUUUUAGUUUUUUAACAUAUAUAAAAAUACAAUAAGAAAUUUAAUAAUCCAUACUAGUAAUUGUAAUAGCUGUUAUCCGUAGUAAUUGUUUAAACUAUAAGGUAAAAAGUGAAGGUGCGUGAAUUACUGUUACGUUUCGAAUACACAAUAUUUAAUAACAAAAUAAGAAAAUUAAAUUGAUUGUUAGAACUUCUUGUCUUGGUGUUUUUGACAUAACAAUAAUAGAGAAGUGAUAAUAGCGAUAGCGGUGUCUAACGAAGCAAACGAGAUAAUCCGAGGAAAUGGUGUAAUUGUACCGCGAAACUCCACUAUCUCCGAGGAAUUGUAAUAAAAAGUUUAAAUGUGUCAGUGGUAAUGGGUUUUGUCUAGUCCAGACACCAUGGAGUCCACGAAAGCUGCUCUCUACGUUUUGCUCCUUGUCGCGCUUUCGUUGUCAGUGCUCCAAGGUGAAUCUACAGGGGAUUCAAGAAACAUAAAAAAACGAAGCGAAGGUAUACAUGGAAAACCAUUCACUUUAGUCGGCGCCGUGAAAGCGUAUACAGAAGAGAGUGAAAUUGACAGCAGUAUUAGCGGUCUCCCCUAUUUCGAAUUCAACGUUCCUCGGAAUGUCACAACCACAGUGGGACAAACAGCUUUCCUCCAUUGUAGAGUUCAGCAGUUGGGUGACAAAGCGGUAUCGUGGAUUCGUAAACGAGAUCUUCACAUUCUGACUGCCGGCAUCCUGACUUAUACGUCCGAUCAACGGUUUCAAGUGAUCAGGCCGGACAAAUCGGACAACUGGACGCUACAAAUAAAAUUUCCUCAGCUGAGAGACUCUGGAAUCUACGAAUGUCAAGUCAAUACGGAACCGAAAAUGUCUCUAGCAUACAGAUUAAACGUUGUUGAAGCAAGAGCUCGGAUUCUGGGCCCAGGAGAUUUGCAUGUCAAGGCGGGCAGUUCUGUGACUAUCACUUGCACAAUAAACCAAGGACCGCAUGACCUAGGGACCAUCUCUUGGUACCGCGACACUGAAAUUCUCAAAAGCAAUUCCCCAACUUCCAACGAAGCCGACUCGAUCCCACGACUCUCUAUCGAGAACAAUUGGGUGGACGGACUCACUUCCCGACUGCACAUUUCGAAUGUCCGCCUUUCCGACAGCGGAAACUAUUCCUGUGUACCGACCCUUGCCACACCGGCUAGCGUCAACAUCCAUGUAAUCAAUGGAGAACAUCCCGCGGCAAUGCAACACGGCAACAAGAAUACAGCCCCUUUGUCUCUUUCACUUCACUGCGCCCUUGUUUAUAGUUUCACGAUCUUCAUAAUAAAACACAUCAGAUGAAAUCUCUUGUAAA
Messenger RNA from Agrilus planipennis (emerald ash borer), 1483 nucleotides. Its product is annotated as zwei Ig domain protein zig-8. The record is from RefSeq and is a predicted model, not a curated record. Gene Ontology annotation, cellular component: neuron projection membrane. Gene Ontology annotation, biological process: synapse organization. Bases 532 to 1470 code for a protein of 312 amino acids. The transcript has 8 exons. Lineage: Eukaryota; Metazoa; Arthropoda; Insecta; Coleoptera; Buprestidae.